AUGCUCAUAUAUUUCCAUCUAUCUAAUCUAUCUAUCUAUCUAUCUAUCUAUCUAUCUCUUCAUAUCUCUAUGUCUCUAUCGAUAUCUGUUCAUAUCUUUGUCUCUAUCUGUAUAUGCUCAUAUAUUUAUUUCCAUCUAUCUAUCUAUCUAUCUUCAUCUCUUCAUCUCUCUUUGUAUGUCUCUAUCGAUAUCUGUUCAUAUCUUUGUUCUAUCUGUAUACAUAUUUAUUUCCAUCUAUCUAUCUAUCUAUCUAUCUAUCUAUCUAUCUAUCUGUCAAAUUUAUAUAUCUCUUUGUAUGUCUCUAUCGAUAUCUAUAUCUUUGUCUCUAUCUGUAUAUGCUCAUAUAUUUAUUUCCAUCUAUCUAUCUAUCUAUCUAUCUCUCUAUCUGUCUCUUCAUAUCUCUCUUUGUAUGUCUCUAUCGAUAUAAAUUCAUAUCUUUGUCUCUAUCUGUAUAUGCUCAUAUAUUUAUUUCCAUCUAUCUAUCUAUCUAUCUAUCAUCUAUCUAUCUUCUCUCUCUAUCUCUUCAUAUUCUCUUUGUAUGUCUCUAUCGAUAACUGUUCAAUCUUUGUCUCUAUCUGUAUAUGCUCAUAUAUUUAUUUUUCUAUCUAUCUAUCUAUCUAUCUAUCUAUCUCUCUGUCUAUCUCUUCAUAUCUCUCUUUGUAUGUCUCUAAAUCUCUAUCUGUAUAUGCUCAUAUAUUUAUUUCCAUCUAUCUAUUCAUCUAUCUAAAUAUCUAUCUAUCUAUCUAUCUAUCUAUCUGUUAUCUCUUCAAAAGAAGUAUGUCUCUAUCGAUAAUACUUAUCUUUGUCUCUAUCUGUAUAUUCAUAUAUUUAUUUCCAUCUAUCUAUCUAUCUAUCUAUCUAUCUAUCUAUCUAUCUAUCUAUCUCUUCAUAUUUUUUUGUAUGUCUCUAUCGAUAUUCUUUGUCUCUAUCUGUAUUUGCUCAUUUAUUUAUUUCUAUCAAUCUAUCUAUCUAUCUAUCUAUCUAUCUAUCUAUCUAUUAUCUAUCUCUUCAUAUCUCCCACAUGUAUGUCUUUAUCGAUAUCUGUUCAUAUCUUUGUCUCUAUCUGUAUAUGCUCAAUAUUUAUUUCCAUCUAUCUAUCUAUCUAUCUGUCUAUCUAUCUAUUAUCUAUCUAUCUAUUAUCUAUCUAUCUUCAUCUCUCUUUCUCUUUGUAUGUCUCUAUCGAUAUCUGUUCAUAUCUUUGUCUCUAUCUGUAUAUGCUCAUAUAUUUAUUUCCAUCUAUCUAUCUAUCUAUCUAUCUAUCUAUCUAUCUAUCUCUCUCUAUCUAUCUUCCCCAUAUAUAUAUAUAUAUAUAUAUACUUCUAUCUAUUAUCAAGAUGCUGGAAAAUAGUGGGUUCCUUAUUAUUCAUAUGGUUGUCCAUCAUUCAAGGCCAAAAUGAAAACUCUGUCAUCUCUGGGCUGAAGUAA
Messenger RNA from Acanthosepion pharaonis, 1425 nucleotides. Lineage: Eukaryota; Metazoa; Mollusca; Cephalopoda; Sepiida; Sepiidae. The record is from the annotation of a GenBank genome assembly.